AUGCCAGAGCCAAGCGGAUGGCAUUGCCAGCGCGAGGUACCGCCGGCCCAGUACGGGAGCCACUUCGGGGGCGGCAAGCACGGGCCAAAGGGGGGCGGCAAAGGCCAGUGGAAGGACUACGGGAAAGGGAAAGGCAAGGAUAGUGGCAAGGGCAAGCCGAGGCCACGCAGCCCCGCAGGCGGCCCCCUGGCCAGUGAGUCUGGCUACGGAGGGACAGCGGGGGAGGGGGCCAAGCGGAGCAAAACACCUCUGGAACUCGCUCAGGCAGAGGCCGACUUCUGGGCGAAGACAGUGGGCGCUGACCAUCCCAAGCGCCUCGCAGCAGCGCAGCAGCUUACUGUGCUCAGGCAGCAAAAGUUCCUCAGCCUGCCACUGCCCGAGCAGGCCCAAAAGCUGCGGAAGUCCAUCGCCGACGCGACGGCAGAGGUCCAGAAGGACAAGGAAAAAUUCCUCAGUCUGGAGACCCAGAUCGAUCAGCUAGUGGACGAGUAUGAGUCCCUCGGGGCCAAAGUGAAUCACCGCAUCGGCCAGAUCAAGGAGAAACUCGAGCAGCUCAAGGUCACCGAGAAGGCCAUCCAGCCGCAGACCUCGGCACAGACCGGAGACCCCUCGUUGGAGGAGGUGUUGGACUAUGUGAAAGCCCACCCGGAGUCGGUGCACCUGGGCCAGGAUGAGAUCUGCCGCCUCGUCAAGGCCGCAGCGCGAGCAGAUACCAGCGCGCACACAGCGGCAGCGGCGGAAGAGGCCCCGGUCCCGCCUCUCCCGCAGGCGUCCUUCGCAGGGCGGAUCCGCGACAUGAACAGCAAAGGCGAGAGAAUCUCAGCCGAAUUAGCCAGCGUCCAAGAGGCCGUGGAAGCGGUGGAAAAGGAGCAGCCAUCUGCGGCCCCCCCAGGGGCACUCGGCGGCGCCCCAGCAGCAGCGCCCCCCGCCGCGGCAUCAAGCCCACAAGCUCCCGAGGGUGCAGGCAUCAAAGGCGCCCCGCCCGCCACCGGCCCCAAGGGCCCGGCCUUGGGAGCUGACCACUACGGGGGCGACGUGGACGCCAAGCUGCUCAGCGGCCUGCGCCGAGGACAUGGCGUGGAGUGGGUGGGCACCGUGGGCGCCAUCCUGGGCAGCGUGCAGGCCGCGGGAGAGGCAGCGGAGGCAUCCAGGGCGGGCAACGCCGCCGCGGGCCAACCUGCUCGCGACGUGAACCCUCCGGGCAGCGCCCCCGAGCCGGGGCGGCCCCCAGAGGCUGCGGAGGAGCUGCUCAUUAUGGGCGCCAACGUGAAUGCGUGGAGCAGCUGGACGGUCCUCCACCAGUGGAUCGACGAGCAGGUGGCCGGCGGGGGGCUAGAGGCGAAGCCACAUGCCUUUUGCCUCCAGGAGACCAGGCUGAAGAGCGAAGCAGCGCUGAUCUCGGCGCGCAGCCAGGCAGCCCUCGCCAACAGGAGAAUCACGCUGGGCAAGGCGUGCUCGACUGGCCGCGGGGCCCUGGAGAGCUCGGGCGGGGUCGCAGUCAUGGCGCACCGCGGGAUUGCUUCGGCGGCCGAGCGUCUGGACGUUGGGGACCUCGGGCGCCGGAUAUGUGGGCGCCGCCUCGGCGCAGCAGUGCCGGGCGGAGUGGUGCUUCUGUCCGUAUACUGUGAGCACAGCGUGGGAGCGGCGGGGAACGCCGAGCUCCUCGAGCGCCUGGCCAGGAUCACCCUCAGCCUCGAUGCCAUGUGGGUCAUCCAGGCGGACUGGAACAUGACGGGGGUGGAACUCGAGGCAUCAGGCUUCGUUGCCCUGGUGCGCGGCGCGGAAGAGGCAGGCCGCACCAUAGACUUCUUCGUCAUGUCGCAGGCCCUGCGGAGCUGUGUGCGCUCCGUCCAGGCGCCCCCAGAGGCACCGCUACAUCCGCACGCCCCGAUACUGGCCAAGCUGGCGGGGCUGCGCAGUGACCAAGUGGCGCCCAGGCCGCUCCGCUUCAAGGCCUUCUGUCACACCCCGCUCAUAGGGCCCAAGCAGGACCAGCUGCCAUUUGCCUGGAGCUGGGAGGCUGGGCGGUCCGGCGAGGCUCCGCUGGAAAUCAUGGUCAAGGAGUGGUUUGCCUUUGCGGAGCAAACGCUCGUCCGGGACCAAGGGACCGAGGCAGAGGACGCUCACAAAUACAUAGGCCGCUGCACCGCCCCCCAGCUAAAGCAGGUAAGGCUGGAGGACCUGUGGCAUCGUGAAUACCGCGGGAGGUUCUCGAGCUCGACCAUCGCCUGGAUCAGCCUCCUGUCGCUGCUCGGGAAGGCGGCGACAGCGGCCUCCAACCAUCCUGGCCCCAGGGCUGGGGCGGCCCCAUCCAGCUUCCGCAGGGGCAAGGGCUCAUCCUUGCUACAGCAGUGGAAGCGCAAGCUGCUAGCGAUGGCCGAGGAGUCGGACUUCUCCGAGGCGGUGCUGACCAAGCCUCGCCUCCUCGAGCUUGUCGAGGUGGCGACGAGCCCAGGAGGCUGGGAAGCCGCGGGCUUCGGCGAGCACGACGGCAACGGCUGCAGC
Messenger RNA from Prorocentrum cordatum, 2505 nucleotides. Lineage: Eukaryota; Dinophyceae; Prorocentrales; Prorocentraceae. The record is from the annotation of a GenBank genome assembly.